AAUAUCAUUUAAUGGUGACAUUUUUUAGCAACUUUUCUUAACCACACUUUUUCAUUAAGUUUACUCUUGUUUAAUUGACAGAUUCUUCGAGUAAUGCUAGAUAUUGGUUCUAACAACGAGAAGUUACUUAAUGAUCCUCUUUGAUUUAUUGGAGUUGAGGAGUCCCACAAUCUUUAUGUUCUGUUUGUUUCUCCAUCACUUUUUCAAGGCUGUUCAAUUGGAGUUCCAUCUUCAGGUUGACAUGAUUGUCUUGACAGAUGGAAGUCGUAUUCUUGGCCUCGGUGACCUUGGAGUUCAGGGAAUAGGAAUACCUAGAUUGGAGGGAGAAGAGUAUCUAUCAAUUGUUGAUGAUUUUAUGGAAGCCGUGCAUACAUGUUGGCCUAAAGCUAUUGUUCAGUUUGAGGAUUUUCAAAUGAAAUGGCCUUUUGAAACAUUACAACGUUAUCGUAAGAGGUUCUGCAUGUUCAACGAUGACAUACAAGGAACUGCUGGUGUUGCUCUCGUUGGACUAUUGGGAACUGUGAGAGCUCAAGGGCGGCCAUUGAGUGAUUUUGUUAACCAAAAGAUAGUAGUGGUAGGGGCUGGAAGUGCAGGGCUCGGUGUUCUUAACAUGACUAUUCAGGCUGUUUCGAGAAUGGCAGGGAACAACGAUUCUAGUUUACUUUAUCAAAAACAAAGAAGAAAAGGAAGGGACCACAAGAAAUCAAUGGUGGAAUCGAUCAGGCAGGGUGUGGAAAAUUACAACUCAGUUUUUGUUUUCACUGUUGAGAACAUGAGAAACCUCAAGUUCAAGGAACUCAGGGAGCAGCUGAAGUCACUAGCAGUCUAUGAUCGACGACAACCUUCUUCAAUUCCAUGCCCUACCCCUAAGGUUUCUUCGUCAUUGGAUCCAGAAAUGAGUGAUGAUCUUCCUAUUGCUCUUCGUAAAGGUAAACUUAAGUGUGCUCAUCUUAUUUCCUCUUCUGUUUCAUAUAACCAUUAG
This is a messenger RNA of Cucumis sativus (cucumber), 982 nucleotides long. Its product is annotated as NADP-dependent malic enzyme-like. NCBI's taxonomy places the organism in Eukaryota, Viridiplantae, Streptophyta, Magnoliopsida, Cucurbitales, Cucurbitaceae. The record is from RefSeq and is a predicted model, not a curated record. Gene Ontology annotation, biological process: malate metabolic process; pyruvate metabolic process. The transcript has 8 exons. Gene Ontology annotation, cellular component: mitochondrion. The coding region runs from base 131 to 982 and encodes 283 amino acids. Gene Ontology annotation, molecular function: NAD binding; malate dehydrogenase (decarboxylating) (NAD+) activity.